AAAGGUAUAGUAAAGGUCAAGUCUCAUAGGACUCAGUUGCCACUUUUAUCAGUGUAGUUCAAGCAAGUUCCGCUAGGACCAUGUUUAUAAAAAACGAGUUCAGCCUAAAAAAAUGGUGCCAGAUAGAACUAUACUAUACAAUGCACAAUAGUGUGCGAUAUCAUCCUUCUACGGGCACAUCAGAGUGACCCUAUUUGUCCUAUAUCCUUUUUAAGACGAUUUUUAACAGUUCGCAAAUUCUCUCUCUCUAAUUCUACUGAACCAUUUUUUCUUACACCUCAGGCAAUUCCACUAACCGGCUCAGUGUUUAUCGAGAAAACACGUCAACUUCUAGUUAGGUUAGGUUUCAGUCCGCCUUUGUAAGGUGCCGGUAAUUCAAAAUUUCAGCACUCUUCAUUUUCCCCUUAAAAGUACACCAUUCGACGCAGAAUUUUGUGCUGAUCACGAAUAUCUCCUUUUUCGGACUUCAUACAUUUAUUGUUUAUGAGAUAACUGAGAUUGACCUUCCCUCUUAGCAGAGACUCCUAACUUUUCUACAAAAUGAAAAAGUAUACUGCUGAACUUCCUCUACAAGCCCUAUGACUCAAAUUUGUUUAAUCGGGCGGUGUUCGUAGUGCAAUUUUCAAAAAGCUGCACCUUAGCAAUGGAAUUUACAGCUGUUGGACUCAUUGCCUUUAAUUUUACAACUAUGAGCUGAUAUUUAUUUUUGCUUCAUACACCGUUUGAUAGCUAAUCAUACACUACUAUUUCUAUCAUUGAAGAGCUGAGAACUUUGAAGUAAUACUUUAUAUAUCCGUUUUCAUUGAGGAAAAACUCUUGACUAGGAGCUCUUACAUACUCCAAAGCUCUGUUUCAUCUCAAUAUUCUCACUAUCAGCUGACAUUCAUCCAAAUGCUCGAUGGCAACAGAAUGGUCUCACUGUGGCUGGAGGAAAUGGAUAUGGCAAUGGAAUCAAUCAACUCUCAAACCCAUGUGGUUUGUAUGUUGAUGAUGAUGAUCAAACAAUCUAUAUCGCUGAUCGAGCGAAUCAUCGUAUUGUGGAAUGGAAAUGGGGUGCGACGAGUGGCCAAGUGGUUGCCGGUGGAAAUGGAGAAGGAAAUGGGACUCAUCAGUUGUCUUACCCAUUUGAUGUGAUUGUCGACAAAGAGAGAGAUAGUCUCAUCAUUUGCGAUUAUUUGAAUAAAAGAGUGGUUCGAUGGCCUCGUCGAAAUGGGACAAGUGGAGAAACAAUCAUCUCCACCAUCAGUUGUGGGGGUUUGACAAUGGACGAGAAUGGAUCUCUCUAUGUCGUCGACAAUGGAAAACGUGAAGUGAGACGAUAUCGAAGAGGAGAAUCUCAGGGAAUAGUGGUUGCAGGUGGCAAUGGAAGUGGAAAUCGUCUCGAUCAACUCUCUUGCCCACACUACGUAUUCGUCGAUCGAGAUCAUUCAGUAUAUGUGUCUGAUUGGGAAAAUGAUCGUGUGAUGAAAUGGGUGGAAGGUGCAAAACAAGACAUUGUCGUGGCUGGUGGUCAAAGAGAAGGAAACGGUCUUACACAGUUGUCACAUCCUGAAGGAGUCGUUGUCGAUCAAUUGGGCACUGUCUAUGUGGCUGAUCAAUGGAAUCAUCGAAUAAUGCGUUGGCCCAAAGGAGCCACAAAGGGAAGUGUCAUUGUUGGUGGAGGAGGACAAUCGAAUCAGCUCAAUGAGCCCAUCGGUUUGUCAUUCGAUCGACACAGCAAUCUCUAUGUCGUCGAAUACAGAAAUCAUCGAGUACAAAAUAUCAAUUUAAAUUCAUAA
Messenger RNA from Didymodactylos carnosus, 1778 nucleotides. NCBI's taxonomy places the organism in Eukaryota, Metazoa, Rotifera, Eurotatoria, Philodinida, Philodinidae. The record is from the annotation of a GenBank genome assembly.